AGAGAUGUGGGAGGAGUUUGUUCACAGUAAAGUCUUGUGUGUCUGUAAUUAGCCGCCGUCUCGUCACUUCAACUCUCUAUCAACCGGAGACGGAGACACGCGCACCGACCGAACACCGGAACACCGACACCAGCUCACAGAGCGAGACACAGAAUAAUCAGACAGACUUUAGAAUAAAAACUCAGACUGAACAACGUUCAACUUUAACUUACUUAAUAAACUAAAACAAGAUCCUGAAAGAGUUUGAUAUAAAGAUUGAAAUCCUCAUCCUAUAGAGAGAGAGAGAGAGAGAGAGAGAGAGCGAGAGAGAGAGAGAGAGAGAGAGAGAGAGAGAGAGAGAGAGAGAGAGAGAGAGAGAGAGAGAGAGAGAGAGAGAGAGGUUAUAGUUAUGAUGUCGUACAUGAAACAGCCUCAUUACUCCGUCAACGGGUUGACUCUGUCCGGUACCGGGAUGGAUCUCCUGCACUCUGCUGUCGGUUACCCCAACACGCCGCGCAAACAGCGGCGCGAGAGGACGACAUUCACGCGUGCGCAGCUCGACAUCCUCGAGGCGAUGUUCGCCAAGACGCGAUACCCGGAUAUCUUCAUGAGAGAAGAGGUGGCGCUCAAGAUCAACCUGCCCGAGUCCAGAGUCCAGGUGUGGUUUAAAAACCGUCGCGCUAAGUGCCGUCAACAGCAGCAGCAGCAGACCAGCGGCCAGACCAAACCCAGACCACCCAAGAAGAAGUCUUCACCCGUGAGGGAGCCCAGCGCCAGCGAGGCCAGCGGCAGCACUAACGGGCCAUACAGUCCACUGCCGCCACCUCCGGGCACGGCCAUCACCCCGAGCUCCAACAACACCAGCGCCACAGUCUCCAUCUGGAGCCCGGCGUCCAUCUCGCCGCUGACAGACCCGCUCUCGGUGUCCAGCACGCCCUGCCUGCAGCGCACCAGCGCCUACCCCAUGACCUACACCCAGGCGCCGGCCUACAGUCAGGGCUACGCCAGCUCGUCCUAUUUCACAGGGCUGGACUGCAGCUCGUACCUGUCUCCCAUGCACCCGCAGCUGUCCGCCACAGGGGGCGCUCUCAGCCCCAUCACCGCCUCCUCUAUGGGCGGACCGCUCAGUCAGUCGCCCGCGUCUCUGUCGUCUCAGGGCUACACCGCCGCGUCUCUGGGGUUCGGCGCCAUCGACUGCUUAGACUACAAAGACCAGAUGGCGUCCUGGAAACUGAACUUCAACGCCGCAGAUUGUCUGGACUACAAGGACCAGAACUCGUGGAAGUUUCAGGUCCUGUAGGGGGCGCUACAGAAGGGAACGUUCAUCUAAUACCCAAACUGAGCGUCUGUAUGAUUGAUCCGUCAGAGCCGCUGUGAAUGUGAGAGACGGCGAAUGACACCGAGUGUCGAGUGUAGACUACGAGAACGUGGUGCAGUCUUUAUUCCUGGACUUCAAGAGGGUUCAAACUCUUUGUUGAAUUUCAGUAGUUGACUUUUGAUCGUAAUUAUUUAUGGGUAAAACUGAAUGAAUUGUAGUUGGUAGAUGAUAGAGUAACGAAUAGGAUAUUUAACAGUUUGGAUGUUGCACUGACUGCUAAUAUUGCUAGUGCACAAACGACAUUUAACACUGAUUUUGAAAGACAAUCAUCAGUUUUCAAGCACAAACAUCUUCAAGAUAUCAGUAUGACAGAUGAUGUUUCAUACUGUCGAGCAUUUCAGAGCCAAAUGGUGACACAGAAGUUCCCGGACGUCCUCAGAGCUGCUGAAGACACGUUAAAUGACUCUCGAUGCUUUUGUGUCGUCGGGUUGAACUUGAUCUGAAUUCGAACGGUCGUGAAGACAACCACGUCCACAGAACCCCCGACGAGAUGAGGAGAACUCACAACAGCUGAAGAUGAUCUUUCAGUCGGUUUUAAAUGUUACUUUCGUUGAUGUUAUAAUAUUAGAUCACACUAUAUAUUUGUUAUUGUCAGUCUGAUGUUGUUGUUGUUUGUGUCUGUAAUGACUGAACAUGACUUCCUGUCUGUAACAGGAAACUCUCUCAAUGCCAACACUCGUCUUGUGUUCUCAAACUCAGGGGUUUUUAGGCUGUAAAAAUCACGUCUUCAUUUGUAAAGUCACGCUUUUCCAUCGUGUUUGCAUUUAGAUUCUUGUAGUUACACUAUUUGAAAUAAAUGACACUUUCUUUCUGUACAUGCAGAACCAGUUAUUCUAUUGUUUGUGAUUUUAUUUCAUUGUUUCGAUCUGAUUCAGUAAAUGCAAUUAAAUCUGUUAAAGCAAUAACUGACUGACAAUAUAUUGAAGCUACAAAUAACUACAAAUAAAAAACGAUAUUUUCCCAAAAGCACAUGAAGUCUAAUUUUAGUGUUUUUAAUGUAUUUAUCAUGACAAUUAAUCACGUUUAAGGAACAUUUCCCCGAUUACUGUCACGAGUCUCGAUGCUUCUCAUUUAU
Messenger RNA from Xyrauchen texanus (razorback sucker), 2432 nucleotides. RefSeq names its product homeobox protein otx5-A-like. Gene Ontology annotation, cellular component: nucleus. NCBI's taxonomy places the organism in Eukaryota, Metazoa, Chordata, Actinopteri, Cypriniformes, Catostomidae. Bases 389 to 1279 code for a protein of 296 amino acids. The record is from RefSeq and is a predicted model, not a curated record. Gene Ontology annotation, biological process: multicellular organism development; regulation of transcription by RNA polymerase II. Gene Ontology annotation, molecular function: DNA-binding transcription factor activity, RNA polymerase II-specific; RNA polymerase II cis-regulatory region sequence-specific DNA binding. The transcript is spliced from 3 exons.